GAAUCGUUUGGGCUGUGAUUUAGCGCUCCUCGGGAGCUGCCUUUUCUCCGGUCUUCUGCACGACGCGCUGUUACAGCGAGCGGGCCGCUGCUGGCCAUUCCUCCUGGAGUAUCCAGAGACCUUCGAGAAGUGAAGACUCCACUGCUCUACAGAGGAGAGGGGUCCUGUCAGCCAUGAAGCCUGUGCUGAACCUCUAUCUCUUAGGUGUGGUGCUGACCCUGCUCUCCAUCUUCGUUAGACUGAUGGAGUCCCUGGGGGGCUUACUGCAGAGCCCAUUGCCUGGGAGCUCCUGGGCCACCAGAGGUCAACCAGCCAGCACAGAGCCCGAGGGUGUUCCAGACCAUCCAUCCAGAGGGGUGUGAUAAGCCCUCUCUCCACCAGCUGUAACCUUGGAACACUGGCGUAAACACAUCCAGGCAGGUGUCCAGUUCCUGGGCAGGAAAGCUCAGAACCUCAGUGUUACCAGAACUGUUACCAGGCCCAUGAAGGGCCUCCACCUGGAUGCUUCUUGCCCUGGAAGAAGAGCCUGUCUAAUAUACAGGUGUUAGUGGGUUGCCUGUGACUGCGAUGGAACGCUUUCACUGUCCUCCCCAGGGUCUGCUGUACGCGCUGGUGUCCUUGGCAGCAUGGCUCUGAUGCCUCUUAGGGACUUGUGCUUCAUAUUCAGCUGUUGGGAGAUGGUGUUGUCCUCAUCUCUGCUUCAUCAACAUCGGACAAGAGUUCCUUCGGGCUUGGGUGUCUUAUGGUCAGUUUAUGUGGUAGUCAGCUUCUCUUCAUGAGAGCUUGUCUGUGUCUGGACGACAGUUGAAGUGGUAUAUGGGUUGGCUGUAGGGAGGGGGAUGAUGAAACAGUCAGUGUCCACCUCUCAUUGUUUCACAUGGUAGAGUCCUUUCUCCAGCAGAGCAUGUGUGCGUGCAUAUUGGUCUGAAGGGGGCAGUGGGAUGACAAAGCCUGCGUUAUGGCCACCAUGUGGCUUAAAUGAAUUUUUCUAAUGAAAUAAAAAUUGAAUAUAUACUUCUA
Molecule: messenger RNA, 1020 nt
Organism: Lontra canadensis (Northern American river otter)
Lineage: Eukaryota; Metazoa; Chordata; Mammalia; Carnivora; Mustelidae
Gene: HILPDA
Product: hypoxia inducible lipid droplet associated
Biological process (GO): positive regulation of cytokine production; positive regulation of cell population proliferation; positive regulation of lipid storage
Cellular component (GO): lipid droplet
Source: RefSeq, a predicted model, not a curated record